This is a messenger RNA of Penicillium atrosanguineum, 1659 nucleotides long. RefSeq lists its product as uncharacterized. The record is from RefSeq and is a predicted model, not a curated record. NCBI's taxonomy places the organism in Eukaryota, Fungi, Ascomycota, Eurotiomycetes, Eurotiales, Aspergillaceae. The transcript has a single exon. The coding region runs from base 1 to 1659 and encodes 552 amino acids.
AUGGACGUCUAUGGGACAGCUGUGACGGCAAUAACGCAAAUAUACCAAGUCACGGUGUUUAUCCAGGGUGUUAUUUCCGAUAUCAAGGCAUUUGACGAGGACCGAGCCGAGAUACGGCUCAAAUUAAAUGUCCAGCUAUCGACUCUUCUCUUCUUCAGACGCACUUUCUUCCAUCCAGAUCAUGGAUUGAUGGUCCCGGGGAAGGUAGACCCUUUCAUCGCCGACACGGUGGAAGGGCUGCUGGUCCAGAUGCGAAAGACCCUGGCUGAGUAUGAGAUUGUGGCAGCCAAAUACGGACUAAUGGUUGAUGAAUACAACAUCGAGCCUGACCAGUCCAAGGCGCAAGAGACACUACUAGAGCGGGCCAAGAGCAAAGCUAGAUCACUCAAACUCAAGGGCUAUGACUGGUCGCUCUUCGACAAGAAGAAGCUGAAUCGCAUCCUAGACUCGUAUACUGAGUGGUCUGAAAGUCUGCGCAAUCUCAUGCAGCAUAUCUCGCAGGAGACGCUGGCAAAGAUGGCUGAAAGUGAUCAUCGAGGAUUCAAAAGCAGUGGUCUUGAACCGGUGAUGAAGCGCCGAGAGUUGGCUGAGGCCAAGGCGCCGGCGAGUUACCGCAGUUUGACUGGUGCCAUCACGGAAACAGGAAAAUUGACAGGGGGAUUUCAACUGGGGAAGUGGCCUUCGGGAUCUGAAGCAUCAGAAGUGAUAGUCGAGUACCACGAGUACGAAAGCCUGCUCAAGCGCGAUGAUCUGGAAGCGGACGAGAUAGAAGAGCUCAAAGAUCCCAUACGCAAUUUGGCAUGGCUACUUCAAAAUACAAAUUUCUCCGGCAAGUCAUCCGACACCCUCGAUCAACCGAAAAUAUAUGCGUUAGAAUGUCUUGGUUUCAUCGAUCAACCUACCGAAGAACGGAGUGUAUUCCUUUACAGGCUUCCUCCAUCCGAAUCAGGCAUUACUACAUCCCUCACAACCUUGCACGCCUUCAUAAAUGCAGUCGAUAGUGCAAAGAAACGACCACUGAAAAGACCAUCUCUCAACGACCGCUUUAGCAUGGCUUAUACUCUUGCUUUAAGUCUGUGCAAUGUUCAUGCCUCGGCGUGGGUUCACAAGAACAUCUGGAGCAGAGGGAUUCUCCUCUUUCUCGAGACAUCCUCAAGGGUCAGUACUUCAGGGCUCUAUGAGCAUCGCAUCUCGAUACCUACUCCUGGCAACAGGAUUGUCUCAUACCUGAGUGACUGGGGCUACGCCCGGUCCGUCCAACAAGGCACAGACAUGCGCUCCGACUUUGAGGUCGAGCCUAAUCUCUACCGCCACCCCGCUCGGCAAGGCCGCCCUACACAGCAAUUCAGCUGUCUCCAUGAUAUCUACGCGUUGGGCGUUGUACUUCUUGAGAUCGGCCUCUGGGCAACGCUGUCACGACUGAUGGAUGCCAAGAUCAUGGAAGCGGAAAGUAGCGGGCGACUGCCGAGACCGAAGAAGGUGGUCGAGGAUUUGGUGAUGCUGGCCGCUCAGGGUUUGCCAAAAGAGAUGGGAAUGGGCUAUACGAAGGCAGUGCUUGCCUGUUUGAAGGGGGAGUUCCGGGGGACAGAAGGUUCUUCUCUGGCUAUGGACUUUCAGGACAAGGUGGUUGACGUUCUGAAGGGUGGUAUUGGGUUAUAG